Molecule: messenger RNA, 3324 nt
Organism: Alternaria hordeiaustralica
Lineage: Eukaryota; Fungi; Ascomycota; Dothideomycetes; Pleosporales; Pleosporaceae
Exons: 2
Coding region: 1-3324 (1107 amino acids)
Source: RefSeq, a predicted model, not a curated record
AUGGCGAGCAUUCUUGCUAUAUCUAAAAGUCCUGUGGAUCCGUCGAGAGAAGCAGAUGAUGCCGCAUCCGAGCCUUCGGUAGACGCAGAAAUUACACAGCGCUCUUUCGAGCGGCAAAGAACCAUUCGGAGGGAAACGAUGCCCAAUGAGCGGCUCACCAUAGCUGACAGGACCUUGUCUUCCAGUCUUCCGCUUCGUACUCGUACUGGAUCUCUGAUUUUCCGAAGUGCCGAGCAAGAUGCUGAAGCGCCGCUUGAUGAACGAACAGAACUUGAGAGGCAGGACGUUCCCGCAUCAAUCCACGUCCCUGGCCGCGAUGAGGACACUGAUCAGGUUGGGAGAUCGCCCACGACCGCUUUCGAGGCUGACUCGGAACCUUUCGCGCUCCAUAUGUAUCAGCGAAUGGCCGAGGAGCCAUCUGAAGAAGAACUUGAGCCCGAGAGCCAAAGCGCUACAUCAGUCGGUGUCAACAAUCUCGAAGAACCGGCUGGUCAGUUCGAAAGAGCAUCCACUGCGAAUGUUACAUUCGAUCCCGAAUUACUCGCACUUGACGUCUAUCAACGGAUUGCCGAAGAACCGCUUGAAGAGGACUCUGAGGCUGAAAGUCAAAGCGCUAUCGCGUCGACCAAUGUCAACGUCAUUGAGGCAACGAGUAGUCGAAUCCAGAGAGCACCGACUGCUAAUGUAUUAUCGAAUCCGAACUCUUUUGCGCUCCGCGUAUAUCAACGCAUCGCUGACGAGCCACUUGGGGAAGAACCUGAGCCAAACGCUAUUGCGCCAACGAACUCCAACAGCACUGAGGAUAUGACUAGUCAAAUUGAGAGAGCACCGACUACUCAAGUCUCUCGGACAGUAGAGCCCUUGGAACAUGUCAAAGCUCGAAGCCCGACUGGCACGAUGCCCCCCGUUGAGAGACGUGCCACACAGACUUCACCCGGGUAUCCAGCGAACAUACCACGGGCUGUAACAAUAGCUCGCGACGUAGAGCGCAAACAAAGCAGUGCUGCUCCUGACCAACUCGAUAGAGCACUUACCAUGCGAUCCUCUCCAGCACUGGAGCCUUUGGUAUAUAUCGACCCUGAAGGCCUGCCAUCAAAGACUGUCCCUCUCGAAAGAAUGAGGACACAGGCUUCACCUGAACUCCCAGUCGAUGUACCACGGGCGUCAACAAUACCUCUCGAAUCGAAUCGAAGACGAAGUAGCGCUGCUCAAGGGUUCACGCCAUCCGCCCGAGGAUCAGAGCCUUCAGUACACUCCAGCGCUGAAGCUGUGCUCGAUGAGACCCCGCAGGUACAGGGAAGAUUGAGAGUAGCGCCCACAGAGCCUCGCACAACCGAUCGUCGACGCAGCAGUGCGGCCCCUGGUAUCACAGCGUCUCCUCCACAGACCAUCCUUGAGGGCAUAGAAGUCGGAGCGCAAACUAAAAGCCAGACGAAGAAGCCGAAGCAAGGCGCGAACUACCCACCUGAGCAGCAAUAUCCGCCAGCGCCUGCAUAUCCCCUACGGGAGACUCCCUCAUGGACGAAGCCGGACACUCGAACUCCAUCACCAAAGGUGAAAGCUGAGAGUCCGCCCAAGAAGAGAGGAUGGCUUAAUCUCGGGGCCAAGCCAGAAGAGGAGUCUUCUGAGUUAGAGGGAAUCAAAUCCCGUCAAUCAAGCCAGCCUGCCCUAGACCCAUCAGAAGUGCAGCCAUUUCUGGACGCGGCACCUGGGUCGCCAGAAGCCCCAGGGGGAACGCAAAAAAGGCAAAACAGCUAUCCGAACCAGACCAGACAGGCUACCUAUCGUCGAGACUCCAGUGCCCCUCCUAUCCGAAGGGCCGACACUCGAACAAGACAACCCUCCGUCUACGCUAACAAGGGCGACUACUACCCAGUCAGUCCGAUCCUUCCAGACCGCAUUGACAACGGUUCGCAGCUCCAGCCUUCACCAUCUCGAAGAAACAGUUACUCCAUCCCACAUACUCCCGUCGCGUCUCGUCAGGGCCCCCUCGCCGCCAAUCGCAAUCUCAAGGAGCUCUCUACUCCCAAAGAGAUGCUGCAGUCAGUUCCAGAGCACCCACGUUCCAAACUAAGCUGGAGGCUGAGGACGAGACUUCUCGAGCGAGUCAAGACCCUUAUGAAGAAGACUUUCAGGAACCUGUCCGGAGAGACGUACGCAGGGCGACUGGCAUGGGAAGCCCAAUCGCAAAAGCGGAAGCAACGCCCAAAGAAGGAGCUCAGUCGCCUGAGACACGACAGAAAUUUUCUCCAGUUCCCCAGAAAGAAGGCCCGUCAGACGAAGGAGAGUCAGAUCAUUCGCCGAGCCGGUUUCCGGAACUGUCUGGUGCUCAAGUGGCAAGGGGACAAGAGCAAGAACAAGAGCCAACAGCACGAACCGAAGAACAAAGGCGGACUGAAGUGGUUAUGGAAGAAGAUCCUGCGCCUGCCGACGCCAAGGUUGCACAUGAUGAAGACAUACCCACCCGCCGUCGCAUCGAUAGCUCAAGCGGACCCUUCGAAGAUGACAAUGCCUGGAUCAACAGCACGGUCGACCUCUCGCGCUCAAAGACCAUCCCAAGAUCAUCCACCGGAGAUGAAGGUGAUCGAAGACUUUCAGGUGCAAACCCAGAAGAAGCGCAAAUCGCACGAGCAAACACUCGUCGUGCAACCUCAGGACGAGUGCCUGAUUCCGCAACAGCUUCACAAUCUGCACGAAAAGACUCAACAACCGCCACGCGAAGGCUAUCGUCGUCAGUCAAGAGGACGAACACGCGGCGGAAGUCAUCAGCAGUCGGAGAAGACAGAGCAGCGCCAAUCCUCACAGAACUACCAACGGUCUCCAGAGCACCGACACGAUCGGCGACGAUCCCCUCAAUAUCUCGACAAGCCAGUAUCCGGCGAGGGUCUGCCGCUCCUAGAAGGGGUACAGCAGUCUCCCCAGAAGCUUUGCCAGACAUUCAAGCCAGAUCAACAAAGGAAGGCAGCUCAAGAUCAACCCCGCGGCAAGAGUCCAGAGGUGCGGCCUCGCCUGUCGCGGUACAACCAGGUCGACGGUCAUCUACUGCAACUAGAACAGGUACGCCAAUCUCCCGAGCGGCGUUACCAGAAUUUGGAGCCUCAAGGAGAGGGGGAGACGGACCUAUGUCGGCCACAUCACAAGGCUCGCGUGGUACAAUGUCGCCAGUCCCAGCUUACGACCGGGGAAAUUCUCCUGCCGGAAUACAACCAUCGAAAGGUUCAUUGGGUACAACCCAGCGCGCAGACCAGAUCUCAGAACAACAAACCCAGUCAAGCCCACGAACAGAACCAAGCGAUGCUAAGCCAGCAGUGCCGCGCCGAGUGA